Molecule: messenger RNA, 727 nt
Organism: Dacryopinax primogenitus
Lineage: Eukaryota; Fungi; Basidiomycota; Dacrymycetes; Dacrymycetales; Dacrymycetaceae
Product: ChaC-like protein
Exons: 7
Coding region: 14-727 (237 amino acids)
Biological process (GO): glutathione catabolic process
Cellular component (GO): cytoplasm
Molecular function (GO): gamma-glutamylcyclotransferase activity; glutathione specific gamma-glutamylcyclotransferase activity
Source: RefSeq, a predicted model, not a curated record
AAUACAUGCAGUUAUGACAUACACAGUCUUUGGCUACGGUUCACUCAUCUUCAAGCCUCCACCACAUACGAUUCACCAACGACCAGGUUAUGUGAAAGGCUACGUCCGACGGUUUGCACAAAGCUCCUGGGAUCAUCGAGGUACCAUCAAGCGUCCUGGAAGGGUAGUGACCAUCAUCCCCUGGGGCGAAUGGCACACAUUGGCAGAAGAGAGGAGACACGAAGAAGCCGCAGACAAGGAAGACAUUGUCUGGGGUGUGGCAUACACUAUCGAUCCCCAGUACGAGGAUGAGGUACGAGCAUAUCUAGACUACAGAGAGAAGAACGGAUAUUCCGUGCACACGGAAGACAUCUACAACCUCGUGAACGGGAAGGAAGAGCUUAUCAUACCCCAGUGUAUAUUAUACGUCGGGCUAGCCAGCAACCCCUCGUUCGUCGGCCCUGAGCCGCUGGACUAUCUCGCUCACCGUAUAUGGAGUUGCACCGGCCCUUCCGGGGCGAACCGAGAUUACUUGUAUGGGCUUGCCAAGGCGAUUCGAGAGCUUGCACCUGGGAGCCAUGAUGUGCAUCUCGCUUCUCUGGAGACGCGAGUCCAGUCGUUGGAGGUGGACGAACGUGCAGGUUUGCUGCUGCUCCCUGCUGGGGAAGAUGUCGCCGAUUCAAAUAUGGAAGAACCACAGGGGGAGCAGUUCGCACAAGUCGCUAUCAUGGUGAAUGAAGAUACAUAG